Molecule: messenger RNA, 1830 nt
Organism: Triticum urartu
Lineage: Eukaryota; Viridiplantae; Streptophyta; Magnoliopsida; Poales; Poaceae
Cellular component (GO): outer membrane
Source: RefSeq, a predicted model, not a curated record
UUCAGGUAGUUGACAGGCGUGUGAGUGCUCCCCUAGCUUUGUUCUCCCUCUCCUCCAAUGGCCACCACCGCAUCCAAGUACCCCCAACACUACGACGACGAUGAGGAUGACGACGAUGAAUUCGAGGACGACGACGACGAUGACGAGCCCUCCCGCCCGCUGCCCGCCGGCAGCGCGGAGGAUCGCCUCGAGGCCGUUCUUCGCCGGCUCACGGCGGACGAGGUCCGGAUCCGGGUGCACGACGUCGCGAUCCGGGGCUGCGCCCGCACGCGCCGGGCCGCCGCGGAGGCAGCGGUGGGACAGGACCUCGCGCGCGCCGCUACCGUGCCGGAGCUCCUGCGUGCCGCUGCAGCGGCCGGCGAGCGGCUCCGUCGCCUCGGCGCCUUCGAAUCCGUCUCCAUCACCCUAGACACCGCGCCACCGGGGGUCCCUGCGGACGCGAGAGGCGGCGCCGUCGUCGUCCUUGUCGACGUCACGGAGGCUCGGGGCCGCGCUGCCGGCGGGCUCGGCGUAUUCGCCAACACGGAGACUAGAUCAUGCUCAGUUGAAGGUUCACUGAGGUUCAAGAAUCUAUUUGGAUACUGUGAGACCUGGGAUGCAUCUGGUCUUCUUGGUUUAGAUCAGACAAUGGAGCUCAGUGUUGGAGCCUUAAUACCGAGAAUUGGACCAAUACCCACUCCACUGAUGGCUCGAGUGUCAUUUCUCUCUGAGGACUGGUUAAAGUCCUCGCUCAGAGAACACCUGAUGGGGGUUUCUGUUGGGUUGCUCUCCACGAUGAACCAUAACCUUGCUUACAAUCUCUCAUGGAAAACUAUAAUUGACCCAGCGCGGUUGUCCUCCAGUUCCAUAAGGGACCAGUUAGAGCAUAGCCUAUUAUCCUCUAUCAAAUAUACAUACAAAAUUGACCAGAGAGACUCAAGCAUAAGACCUACACGUGGAUAUGCUUUUCUUUCAUCUUCUCAAGUCGGAGGUCUUGCCCCAGACAGCAAAAACACGCGUUUUGUUAGACAGGAAUUUGAUCUUCGGGUAGCUAUGCCACUGGGUGUGUGGAAUGGUGCUCUGAAUGCCGGAGUGGCUGCAGGGUUCAUCCAUCCAUUGGCCACAGGAUCAGCAGUCUCUAUCUCAUCACUUCGAGAACGCUUUUACUUGGGCGGCAAUAAGUCUCUUGUUUGCCGCUUGGGUGGACCAUCAUCACUAUUGGGCUUCAAGUCAAGGGGGCUAGGACCAACAGACUCACAAGCCUGUGCCCCCAAGAAUUCUGAAAAUGCUGCUCCCAGUUCUCCUGAGCUAGAUGCACUGGGAGGUGACAUAGCAGUCACAGCCUUUGCUGAUCUUUCAUUUGAUCUACCUCUGAAGCCACUCAGGGAGUUUGGGAUUCAUGGCCAUGCAUUUGUCUCAGCUGGGAACCAUGCUAAGUUCACAGAGCGUGAUAUCAGAAGAUUUUCUGUUACCGAGUUCCUAAAAACGUUCAGGAGUUCUGCAGGAUUUGGUGUGGUUGUGCCAACCAGAUUGUUUCGCAUAGAGAUGAACUACUGCCACAUCCUAAAACAGUUUGAUAAUGACAGGGCGAAGACAGGCAUACAGUUCAACUUCUCUUCGCCCUAAUUUAUUUUGCUACACCUUUCUAUAAAGAUGAAUAUUUGUAUUAAUUUUUCUUAAUAUGACCCCACUUGUCAUUUUUUUCCCAAGAAUUUGCAAGCCUCUCUAGAAAUUCACAAACUGUAGGUGACGAUGAAUUCUUGUCCUGGCUUGUUGAUUAAUUGUUGUGGCCUGUAAAGUCUCGAAUCUGAAUGAAAAUAAGAGAUAGAGGGAUUCAGUUUUCAAUGCUUA